Molecule: messenger RNA, 16602 nt
Organism: Pocillopora meandrina
Lineage: Eukaryota; Metazoa; Cnidaria; Anthozoa; Scleractinia; Pocilloporidae
Source: the annotation of a GenBank genome assembly
GACGAGGCCAAAAAUCCACAUCUUUAAGUCGCUAGACACCAUUGCCCAAUUCCUCAGAAGUUAUCAAUAACACCUCUUUUCAAAAAACUAACAAAAAGAGUUUUGCAAAGGAAACGACUCCAUUUUGGAUUUACAUUCGUGAGCCGUCAUUUCGUGCAGCGAGUAGAGGGUGUGCACGCGCUUGAUCCAGGGAUUGUCUCGUUCGACUGCGAUGUCUUGUUAACGGAAAUAAAUUUACUUUCAUCUGCCGAGAUCUUGAAGGAUAUCGGUUUUAACAGGAGAAAGAGCUAAUCUGUGUCUAUCGUUGGAUUCACGUUUGGGUAACUUUGGACUUGUUUAGAGAUCGCCUAGUCGGCCAUUAUGCGCGAGGAAGACGUAGAAGUUGCGAUCAAAGUCGUGGUUGUAGGAAAUGGAGCCGUUGGUAAGAGUAGUAUGAUUCAGAGAUACUGCAAAGGUAUUUUCACCAGAGACUACAAAAAGACGAUAGGAGUGGACUUUUUAGAGAGGCAAAUCAGGUGAGGAAGAGCAACGCGAACGGGUGUGUGAUCAACUGUCGGGCGAGCCUUCAGGAGUAUUGAUGCACUUUACGAGAAGACCGCUCAGUGAUUUUGUAAUAAAUGUUUUGUGAUUUUCCAAUAUUCUUUGCAUAUUUCGGCAGUGUAUAUAACUGAGAGUAAUCACCGGUUUUCAUGGGCGAAGAUGUUGGUCUAAGAGUUCUCUCUAAACGAUCUUUAAUUUGUGUCAUUGCAGUGUUAGGGGCGAAGACGUUCGGUUAAUGUUGUGGGACACAGCCGGACAAGAGGAAUUUGACGCCAUAACUAAGGCUUACUACCGAGGUAGGUAGCGAUGUGUGUUUGUAAUUGAUUGCAGGUAUGAGUGGUAGUUGUACAUAGGCAUUUCAGUCUCCAGGUUUUCGAAACCUUACUUUGAAGUACACGGGUAAAAGAAUUUGUUUAUUUCGUCGAUCGCAAUCGAUCUCAAGGAACGAUGCAUAUUGGAAUAUUUUUCAGUGGAAUUGUCGUUUGCUGCGGUACAUUUUCCAAAGUUUGCGUCGUUUUCUUAAUCACAGUUAAUACCCUUUUCAGCAACGAAUCCCUUCAGCAAACCUUUCGUUAAAUUGCAGUUUCUAGAGUAUUAAAAAUGAUUGGCAAUUGUGUUUACCCACUUGUUUUAUAUCGUUGCGGAAAUUUUCGACUUUCCAUCGUUUCGAAAUUAUAAGUUAAAAUCCUAGUUCGGGUGGUCAUGUUUUUAUUUCCUUGAGAGAGUGAAAUAAUUCUAAAAGUAAAUGAGCCAUAUGCAUGUAGAGCAACCGGAUGAUUUUUUUUUAUAUAUAUAUAUAAUUAUUUAUAUUUUGUUCGGCGCACCCUGCAACUUAACUGCGAUAAAUUCUCGUGUAAUGAACUGUUACGUAAAAUAAAUUCAGCUUUGCCACAAUAAAAUGACGAUCGAAGAUGAAAUAAUUAAAUCUUUCGAGCGGAUGUUUGGUUGUUGUAAGAGCUCACAAUGGGAUUUUUUUAUGAAGAUCGUAGUCUUUGUUUUAACAAAUCCUUAUGAAGGGCCGUAAGAAUGGAACACAAUGAAGUUACUAUCAUUGUUUAAAAUCCUUUCCGCCUCACUGCGUCUGGUGAAUUUUAGAGAUGUCAAGCAUGUGACAGCAUCAUUUGCACAAGUCUUUGCAGAUUCACGGACACAUUUUGUCUUGAACAUCUUGACCAUUUAGAGAACCAAUAUCCUCCCUAAAUUUGCAUAAUUUCAAAAGGACCCCUAUGUGAACAAUUAAUGUCAUCUCCUGAUUACUAUAAUGCACUUUGUAAUAUUUUCAAUGAUUACACCACAUGUGUCUCACCUUGAACCUCCAUGGAGAUAUUUAGAGCUUCUGAUCUGAGUGCAGUUAAUUAGGCUGGCUCUUGCUAUGCCACCUUUUGGUUAAAAAAAAAUUGAUAUAUUGAUUUAAGGGCUAGCCUUGUAACAGAUAUCUUAAUGUCUGUCUAGAACUUAAUGAUUUUGCAUACAGUAACUUUAAUCUGGCCCAAUGGUCCACAUCUGUAAUUCUGACUCAAGCCAGAAAUUUUCUAUGGUCCAAAGAGAAAAGGGGGUUUUCUGACAUUCCAACCCUCUUGAUCCAAUCUGGAGUCUCCAGAUUUUAUGUGUUGCCUCUUGUUAUCCCUAUUUUUAUCAGGUUUUCCAGAUUUAUCAUAAAAUUCUGAUGACAAAGGAAAUAUGUUAUCUUUUUUGUGGCUCCCCACUGAAUGCAUUUAUACCUUAUGGACAGAAAGUUUACAAUUAUUCAUGGUCUUUCAAAGUGGCUAUUGUAAAAGUAGUAAAAUAAUUUUUCCUUUUUGAUUCUGAAAAGAUGGAUCAACUAUAGCAAAGAAAAGCUCCACGAUAUAUGUGAUAAGAAUGAAAACCUUCUAGAAUACCACAAAAUGAUGUCAAAAUGCAGGAAAUACCACUUGAGAGAAAUUAAAUUUGAAAAAUUUCCUGGGAAAGGCAUGCCCCAGAACCCCCUUGAGGCUGGCACCUUUAGCACUAAAAUAUACUCCCUAAUUCCCCUCAAAAGGGGUUGGAGUGUCCAGGUCUUGCAAUUCAAUUAAAUAUUAAGGACUAAUUUUUUAGGAAGAAAAGCUGUAGCAGCAGUCAUUUUGAUCCAAUAUGAUAUUCCCCAAUGUUGUAAUCUAGUUUUAAUCAAUCAAUAAAUUUUAUCUUAUCUCGCGCAAUUCAUCAGCUAUUUACAAAAGGAUUUAACUAUAGCUGUUCUUCUUGAAUGCCAUGCCUCAGAGAGCUUUGCCAAAGGACCUGAGGGAUUCUAUUUUGAGAUAAUUUAUGUGUGAUAAUCAAACCCUAAGUUUGUUCUCGGAGUCCCUCAGGUUGUAGCUAGUAUUGUGUUCAGAGAAUCUCAAAGUUAAAUAGUUCAGAGCUAACUCAGUCCAGUGUUACUCUCCUAAGUGAUUGUAGAUUUUGGGCCCAUUUGAAUCUUAAAUUAAAGAAAGCAAACAAAUGCCUACAUGUUUAACGGACCCUUAGGAUGGAGCAGUACACUUAGAAGGAAAUAGAUCAUUUCUUUACUUCUCUAGCUUUGCCCAAUUUUUCCUAUGGUCUCCCCAUUUAUGGGGGGUUAGGAUCUGAGUCUGACUUAGAGGUAUACAGAACUUCUUGGACAGUUGUCACAAACGAAGUAACUUUUCUUAACCUUAUGGCCAGUGCACUUGGGCCAUAAACCUGAAUGGAUAAAACUCUUUCUGUAAUUUAAAGUACAGACUUUGAACUUUGUUUUUAAGGGUUAGACUCAGAGGUUCUAAGAUCUUUUGAUUGGCUUUAACUAAGGGACUGUAUGGAAAAUUACUAGACAGCACCAUUCGUGCUCCCUUGUGACUUUUCACUUGCCAAGGAUGAUUGUCAACAAUAAUUUUUUUGGCUGGCUUAAUUGUGUUGUGUUUUCUUGACUGCAGGUGCUCAAGCUUGUGCAAUUGUAUUUUCUACUGUUGACAGAGACUCUUUUGAAGCUGUCGAAAAAUGGAGAACAAAGGUAUGUUCUUAGAAAUAAUUAAUAUUUACACUGCUUUAAAAUAUAUUAUAACUUUUGAAUCAGUGUGAAUAGAGAAGUGUCAAAGUGAACCUGUGGAGAUGCAAGUGUAAUAUUUCACAGGGUAAAAGCUUGAGUCCAAAAUUACCUCAAUCAUACUCAACCAUCAAGGCAUUCAGUUUUGUGGUCUUGAUUUAAAACCUUGACUAGAAUGAAAGUUCAGAUAUAAUAAGCUGCAUAAGUAUGUUCACAUGUUAGUUCUUGACACUUCACAUGGCAAGGAUUGUGAUAGCUUGAAUUUUUCUGCCAGGCAUGAGAAAUAGUUCAGCAGACAUGAAAUGGCAUCAGAUUAUAGGUAUUAAUUUCUAGGGUUCAUGCUAGCUGUCAAGGAAAGGUGAUGAAAUGCUCAUCCUUGACGAAAUUCCCUAUCCAAGGGAUUAGAAACACUCCUACUAGCUUCAUGGUAUGGAAACACAGCCAGGCUAGUUCAACUAUCAGUUAACUUUACCUUUCUUUUUAUUUUUUAUUUGACCCUUUAACUCCUAAAAGUGACUGGGAUAUAAUUUCUCUUCCUAACAUCAGGGCUAAAUCAAACUUUAAGUCAUGAGAGUAAAAAAAAUUAUUUCAAACUAGAGAAGGUCAUGAUUGUCAAACAAAUUAUCCUCAUCAGUACCUUAGAAAAUGUAUAAGGAAUAGUAAGGAGAGUGUAGAUAUUGAUGUUGGGAUGUAAAUGGUUAACAAUUAUCCAAUUGAUCAUAUGUUUUCAGGUGGAAGAUGAAUGUGGUAAUAUACCAAUGGUGUUAGUUCAAAACAAAAUAGAUUUGAUUGAUCAAGCAUUAGUUAAAGUGUGAGUUUGUCUACCUAUAAUUUUCAGGCUACUUGAUUUAUUGUAACUGCGUACCAAGUAUUGCUUCAACAUUUUCCUGUGAGAAAAAUUAGGUUUGAGUAUGUUUUUGAAAACAUAGAAAAUCUUCUGAUGACCAGUAUUUCCUGGAAGUGUGACACCCUUUCAAUCUAUUCUCCCCCAGAUUUCCUUAAUGUUAAACAAUUUUGCGCAAAAAUCACCAGCAGUCUGUCUUUUGAAGUUAGCAGUUUAAACCUUCUUUACAAACGCUGCCAAAAUGUUCAUGUUUGGUACAUAGAUGGGAGGAUUCUCUAAUGAAAUUAAGAGUUAGUGUGUUAAAGACCAAGAAGACUCCUCCUACCUACUGGUCUUAAUUGAUUGAUGCUUGUGUAGUAAGGAUAUUAGGAAUUAUUUAAUUUUCAACUCCAAAUAUUGCAAUUUGGAUUGGUUAUCAGCUCAUAUUCUGAGUUACCUUAUUUGGAAAUGCAUUGAGCCUAGUGUUGCAAAGCUGAAAAUUUGUCAAAUAUCCAAACUUUUAGGAUUUAAUGAAAUUUAACACAACAAUUAUUUCAUUUGCAUUUGUUGGAUGUGAGAUUGGUCAUAGCCAACUCACUGCUACAUGCCUCAUUGGCUAUUUACCUUCUCAUAUUCAAUGCACAGUCAUGUAAUAAUUGUACCCAAUUGACUGGUUAGAUUGAAAAUAUAUAUUUUUUCUUUUUUUGCUAGCCUUUUAGUGUUUGGCACUAAUUUGUAGUACUUUGUUGCUUUGGUUGCAGUGAAGAGGCAGAUGAACUAGCCAAAAGAUUAAGGUUAAAAUUUUAUCGAGCUUCUGUGAAAGAGGAUCUAAAUGUUAAUGAUGGUAAGCAGAAAGUACAGUAAACGAGUUGAAUUUACAUUUUUGUUUUCCACUUUUGUGUAUUACAAUGAUCAUUGUAUUGUAACUGGUUCAAAACCAAGAGAAAGCACCAUGAUGGUCUUAUGUGAUCAUGAUGGUGUUACAUGUUUACCAUUAAUCUGAACUUGUGAAAUAGAGAAUCUAAAAUUAAGGUAAACUGUGUUGCAUUACAGAAUACCUUCAUUGUACUUAACCCUGUAGUCUCAAGAUCCAACUAGUUAUUCUCCUGAUUGACUGGUAUACACUUCCUUACAAAUCAGACAAGAGAAUUUGGUGUUACAUGUACCAUAUUUACCCGUGUAUAAUAUGCACUUUUUCCAAUAAAAAUAACCAUCAAAAUGGCGGUGCGUAUUAUACACGGUUUCUAUUGUUUUUCAAGCACGUCCUAAUUUGCAUAAAUUAAAAACACAAGAAAGAAAGAAAGUAACAAAAGCCUAGUAUUAAUUGGUCUUUAUUAGCUUGAGUUAAAUAAUCUACUGAUGAAACAUUUUCAAUUUCGAUCCACAAACACAACAAAGAAAGUAAUGAAAGCCUCGUAGUAAUUAGUCUUUAUUAGCUUGAGUUAAAUAAUCUACCAAUGAAACAUUUUCAAUUUUGAUCCAUGAAUAAAUUUAGUAGAGUAUUUAAGAAAAAGCUGACGAGAUAAACAUUACGAUCGUACCUUAUUACUGUAAUCACAAGCGAUUAGAAAUUCAAAAUGGUAAUGAAACUUACCACUGCAAAACGUCAGUUGUAGGAAGAAAUAACGUUUUUUUUGCUGUGAAAACUUUUUUUUAUGGAAAAUUUGGUCAAAAAUCAGGGUGCGUAUUGUACAUGGGCGCAUAUUAUACAUGGGUAAAUAUGGUAUGUCAAGAUAAAACCUGCUAGCUGAUAACCAUGUCAGUUCUUUUAACCUGUUUACAGUGUUAAUCACUCAUGGGAGUUAAAUAGUCAAACAACAUUUGAUGUGGCCAGUUUUAAUAAAUUACCCCAUGCAGUAGUUCAGUGUUUGCACCUGCAUGCAUUUGAGAGACCCAUGGUUAAUUUAUUUUCACAAAACAUUAACAAAUUAUUGUAUAUUUUGUCACAAAUGAAUUUGAUAGAAACAUAAAUCUCAUGUACAAUUUUUCCUUGUGUAAUGGAUUGAUUUUGUUCUCUUCCAGUAUUCAUGUAUCUCACUGAAAAGUAUCUAGAAAUACUGCAGAAUGUUGAUGUAGAGGAACCCAAACCAUCACAACACAAAAAUGGUAAAGUUUCACCACUCUUAUUUACAAUAACAUUACAUGCACCUGCAUUGAAAAAUUUACUCAGACAUUUAGAACUACUGAUUUACUUUUUGUGGCUUCUUAUACCGGUAUGUCUUAUAGAUUUCCAACUUGAAAAGUUUUUUCUAAUUGUAACAAAACUCCCUCAACCUUUAAUGCACUGAAAUGUUAGGAAUGUCAUUAGUUCUCACCACCCUAUCCAUCAACUUCCAAGAUCUUAUAGUAAAUUAUCCUUACUGUCUGCCAUACAAUGAUGAUGAUGUUAGUUUGGAGGAUAAGGUAUUAGAUCAACUAAUGAUCCCCUAAACGAUUUUUUUUUUAUUUUCAUCACUUAUCUGCUUGAUGUUGUAUGGAUAUUAUAAGGAGAGAUUCUGCCUUGGUCACUCAUGGGAGUUUACGGGUUAAGCAUGCUCACUUUUUUUCGUAUACACGUUGGUAUAAACAAUAGCAUACACACUGGCAUACACUCGAUGCCAAGAAAGUUGACAAUUUAAGAAAGGGUCAAGUAUGAACAAUACAACCUGAUGGCUCUAAAAGCAUGUACGUAUGAUAAUCAUAACUAGGUGCAUGUGAGUAAUGAAAGCUACCCAGGCAUUUUUCAGAUCUAAAAAUUUAUGAAAUGUAAGGCAGACAGCAAGGAUAUCAAAUAUUUAGAUUGUGGGAGUAAAUUGGGCAACUUGUAGAGCUCCCACCAGCUAGGUAUUAAAAAUUUAAUGGUGUUCAGACUGAAAGAAAAAUCUCACUGUAUGCAUUCUUUUGACAUUGCAGGAUAUGAGCAUAUUUGUAUUACCAGUGGUAAGGGCAUUUAAUGAUGUUCUUUGAAUUCUCUUUCACAGUUGCUGGAAUGUUUAAUUCAACCUCACCAGUGAAUGCAUCACAAGGUGGAAACAACAAUGCACGCGCAACACAACAAGUAGAGACUGGAGAUAUUAUCACACUUAAACCAAACAAGCAGAGGACAAAGGGCAAAAAGAAUAAGAUAUCUUGCUCUUUGUUGUGACAUUCGAAUUUCAGGACUGUGCUUUUAAUUGUCUUAACAGUUUCACAAAAUUAAACAAUGCCACAAUAUGGCAAUAAGAGUGGAACUGUUUCUAACACAUGUUCAGUUCAUACUCAGGGGAACAAGAUUUCAUGCUUCUCAUUAAAGUAAUGGAUGUGAAGUAAAUCUUCACCACAAAUUCAUGAAAAUAGCUAGUUUUGGGACAAUUCUAAAUUAUCAUAUUUUCUGUUAUUGGACAAGUUUGAUGUUGUAGUUGCUGCAUUUAAAUAUAACAACACUCAAAUGUUGAACCUUUUCUGACUUGUUUCUAUACUUUGAGGGAUUUUGGGCACUGUAUGAGAUGACAGGUUUUGAUUCAAGAUCAAGCCAUUAGAAUCAGGUCAUGGAGAAAUUUUUAUGGAAGGAGUAGGUUGAGGAAAUAAUCUUGUCCAUUCUUUGGAGGUUGACUGGAAAUUAUGAGGGGGUAAUUGAAGCCCCCAAUUUGUAGAAGGGGGAACUUAGGUGUUACUUUUUUGGAGAAAAGCAUUGUACUUGCUUCUGCAAUCCUCUUCAGAACUACCCAUGUGUAGCUUGUUUCUAAAAAAAAGUACUUUUCUUCUUUACACUAUUAUGUGCAUAUUGCAUGUUGAAUGUGACUGUGGUAUGUAUGUUGGGGAUUCCAUUUACAUAUCAGUUGUUCCACCCAAUUGCACAUACAAUUGUGUGAGAAUUCUCUUCCCAGUUUGGGUACCACUCAUGAUGCAUUUUUUCAACUUUAGAUAAAAUGUGGAUAAGAUGAACUGCUGUAGGAUAGCUGGUCUUGACUUUUUCCUUUCUUUUUCCCCACUCUCUCUCUCCCUUUCUCUCUCCUUUUCUUUCCUCUGCUUCUGUUUGUUUGCUUGUUUGUGUUUUUUCUUUUUUGUUUGCUAUCAGAGGGGACGGUCUUGAAGGAAGGGAUCCCAUUCUUAGGCCAAAGUUAUCCAAAGUCCCAUUUCUAAUUUUUCCCCUUCAGGCCCAUCAUGAAAAAUCAAAAGUAAGUUGAGUUUGUGAGUGAGUUAAGAGUUAACUUAGAAUUUAUAACAGGGUUAUUAUUAUGGCAAAAUUGCAUUAAUUUUGGUCACUGUCUUUUUAAUAACUUCAUAAGUUUUGGUAUUUGAAUGUUAGUCACUAUCUUUUGAAGACAAGAUUCAGUUGAGUUAAUUGCCAUAAGCAUGACUUCAUCUUUUUCACAAUAACAGCAAGGAUGCAACAUGAAUGAAUCAGUUUAAAUAGAAUAUUAUUUAAUCUUCAGCUGGAAAAUUUGAACAUGUUUUUUAACAUAUAUUUCAGUGUUGCAUUUUCUAUUACAAUUCACAACAAUUUGUUAAUCUUAUACGCACAAAAUAUUGAAAAAAGCAUCAAAUCUCGUUGUUAUAGUUAUAUUCGUGUUUCAUAUCUAGAGUUAAUGUAUGAAAAGAAAUCAAAGAAUAAAGCUGGAUCCAGUAGUCCUGGGAAAUUAAUCAUCUAACCCUCUCCAUUUUAUUAUCAGUGUGCAUAAUCUCCAAACCGUUCUCUAUACAUUUUCAAUGGUACUAAUAAAGGGAAAUUCUCUAUACUCAAGUGCAUCUUAAAUUUGCAACCACUCCCCUUAUUCUUGAGACCUACAUGUAAUGUGACCUUGUGAUCGAUACAUUGGUGUCGAAGUGCCCCAGAAUUAGUAUAAUUCGUCUUCCGGUCGCCGUCCACGUCUCAAAGAGUUCUACACUAAAGUUCUCUGAUUAUUUAAAGGAAGAAAUUUUGCUUUUGGAUCAGUUUUGGAUCUAUUAAGAAGGCAAUACUUAAGGCCUUCAGAUACCCAGUGAGUGCCCCUCGAAAUUUUGACACUCGACCUGAUAACCUUCGCACUUAGGACCACUCAGGGCUGUUGGACAAGCAUUUUUUGAAACACAAUAGAAACUAUAGGGAGAGACUUCCAUAAAGAGAUACUGGAAUUAAUUCCUGGUACUUUCUUCCUCUCGCAGUGCAAAGUAGGAACCGAAAUACUGCACACACGCACACACGAAAAAGAAAAUUUAAACAACACCGCAACGCUACAAACCUUCAACUUCUUCAUUCAUCUCCUUUUCAGAAAGUGAGCAGAGUGACAGCAAUUCUUACAAAUGAAGCAAAACUUUUUAGUUUGCUUAACGUGUUUCCCAUUUCGCCUUCUUUUCUUCUUUUCUGCUUUAAAAUUCCCGCGGUGAGUCUGCAAGAAGUGCUGCUGGGGGAAGAAGAACAACAACAAGAACGAGAGGCCGGUCAGCGGAAUUCUUUGUAAGGACUUGCGCUUCGAACACCUAAUUGAGGAGGCUAUGCGCAUGUCGGCCUCUCUUCGGCUGCCUUCACAAGAAAGUGGUUAGUACAGGAUAUUCCGUGAAAGAUUGCUAUAUUCUAGCCCUAGUUUUUGACAAAUAAUAGUUUUACGUAUCUUGUAUGACUUUUUAACUCUGUAAAUCUCAGAUUGAGCCACGAUUAUUCUCCGAUGGCUCUUCUUACUCACUCUAUUUUCCGUUGGCGUAACUGAGUUGUCAUUUUUAGAUCAGCUAUGCUAACGCAAAAAAUAGUCAAGCCGUCAGGAACAGGCGAGCCAAAUGAAUUGGAGAAAAGCGUAUCAGAGGUACUAUCUUCACUUUCUCUAACUAAACUUUCACCCUUAAAACUAACGAAUGAAAGGAGCACAAUUUUUAGUAGUUUAAUUUGUGUAUGUCUGCUCACGUGGGAAAAACCUUGUGUUCAUUCGUUUCAUAGGCUCUUCUCGAGUUAGAACUGAACUCUACCGAUCUCAAGUCGCAGCUUCGAGAACUGUACAUCUCUGGAGCGAAGGUAUGUCAAGUUAAAUUUUAGUAACUACUCACUAUCACGAUUGUGUCUUACCAUAAGAGCACAGAAUUACACGUAAGACGUCUUAAAAAUUCUAUAUUACUUACAGUCUUGAAUAAUUUUACAGGAAGUCGAUGUUGGAGGAAGAAAAGCUAUAGUCAUUUUCGUACCUGUACCACAAAUCAGAUCCUUCCAGAAGAUCCAGGUAGUUAAACAUCAUAUUUUAUAUAUUGCAACUAAAUGUGAGAGUGGUAGCCUUAUGUUUUUGGAAAGAAUCAAGUGCUUGUCCCUUAUCAGGGAAUAAAGGGGGUAAAGUUUAAAAGAAACUCUGGUGCUGCGUCAGUGGGAGAGUAUAACAGGGUAAUUGGCCACUGUGAAGAGUUUAAAGGCUGACAUUUUGUGCCCUAGCCCUUCACUAGCCCUUCAUCAGAGCAAUUGGGAAGAGCUAACACUCUGACAAAGGGCUAACACUCGAAACGUCAGCCUCUAAACUCUUUACAGUGGCCAGUUUACAUUAUCAACUCAGUUGACAACAUUAAAUUACCCUUAUCAAGGAAAGCAUAUAAGAAUCUCUCCCAACAAUUUUUCUCAAAAGCCAUUUUGGUUUUAUCAACUGAAUCAAUGAUUAAAAUUUACUGCCAAAAAUUUUUCUAAAGCCAUUCAUGAGCAAAUUUGCCAUUCACUCUGAUGAAGGGCUAAUGCUUGAAACAUCAACGUUAUAAACUCUUAACAGUGGCUAAGAUACAUUUUAAACUCACUUGAUGAAAACCAAAUUAUUUUGUUAUACCCUCACUGAUGCAGCACCAAAGUUUCUUAAGAAACUUGCCCCUAAAUUCAAAUAAUUUAAUCCUAAAGGAUAGGAAUAAUCAGUGUGUGUCUCUACAAUGUAUGAUCUACUUGCAUUUUUGUUAAAGUUAGGCAUUUAAAAGGUGUCAUUUAAAGGCUCUUAAACCAAAUUAUUUUGUUAUACCCUCACUGAUGCAGCACCAAAGUUUCUUAAGAAACUUGCCCCUAAAUUCAAAUAAUUUAAUCCUAAAGGAUAGUAAUAAUCAGUGUGUUUCUCUACUAUGCAUGAUCUACUUGCAUUUUUGUUAAAGUUAGGCAUUUAAAAGGUGUCAUUUAAAGGCUCUUAGCUAUCUAUAACAGCAAUGUGAUUUCUUAGACUUGAAGGUAAAACUCUUUUUACAAUUUGGAAAACUAAAAUCUUUGAUGAAAUGUGAAGGAAGCAACCUUACCCUCUCAAGGAGAUAGGGCAAGGUUCUUCUUGCAACAGAUACAACCUUUAUCAUAAUUGAGUAAAGGGGGUAAGUUUCUAAAUAAAUUGUGGUGCUGCAUUGGUAGGAGACUUUAACAGGGUGAUUUAGCAUUGCCAAUUGAAUUGAUAAUGUAAAGCUAGCUUUGAAACUAUGUAGGGUGGCCAAUUUACAUUAUCAAUUCAUUAAUAAUACUUAAUUACCAUAAUUUCCAGCCAUAUACCCAUGGGUAAUCUGUUGAUUUUGCGUUAAACACACACCACUGUGGGUAACAAGGAGGUGCAGGUUAUGUGACAAUUUUAAAAUCUACUGGUAGUUGAACUGGAAAAAUUCUCACCUUCAUGCGUUUCCACCUCUCAAUUGAAUUUUAUUGUGUGUGUAUAUAUAUAUAUAUAUAUAUAUAUAUAUAUAUAUAUAUAUAUAUAUAUAUAUAUAUACAUAGAUAUACAUAAAUAUAUAUAAAUAUUAUUAAUAAUUAUUAUUAUCAACUUGUUAAUAAUACUUAAUUACCAUAAUUUCCGGCCAUAUACCCAUGGGCAAUCUGUUGAUUUUGCGUUAAACACACACCACUGAGGGUAAUAGGGAGGUGCAGGUUAUGUGACAAUUUUAAAAUCUACUGGUAGUUGAACUGGAAAAAAUUCUCACCUUCAUGUGUUUCCACCUCUCAAUUGAAUUUUAUUGUAUUAAGAUUGCCACAAAGCAGCAUGAGAACAUGAUUACGACUCAAAUUUAUUUCAUGCAUAAUUAGUUGUGUGAUGAACAAAUUGUUAUCAGCACGCAUGAAAACAAAACCAUGAUGGUGACAAAAAUAAUUUAAAGAUAUCCAGCACAUCAAUAACAAAUUUCCAUUUAACACUAGCUUGAGCUAAAGAGAACUUUCCUGUUUUAAGGGACUUGUUAGGCCUAAUAGAACCAGAGAUAUCUAUUUUUUCAGAAAUCGCUGACAGUACUUUAUAAUUCAAGUUUCAACACUCACCCAGCUUUCUUUGAACAAAUCAAAAUUGCUCUGAACGAUCGCUCAUACAAAAUUUGGCCACAAAUUCGCAUUCUGUCAAGUAUGAAACGUUGAGAUUUGGGCAUGGGCUGCUAGUGUUUUUACUGCAUAAUUUUAGUGAUAAAGUACAUGCUAAUAUUGACACAGAAUUGUGCACAUGUCUGAAUUUCUUUGACCUUAAACUCAACAAAGAAGUGUUCAAGUUUUUGAAAGUUAGAUCAGACAACUAUUAAAAGACUGAAUUGUACCACAUUAAUGUCAUGUUUUUGCCACAAAAAGUUGAAUAACAUAACAUGCAGGUUAUCCACCAGUGCGGGUAAUCUAUUGACUUUUUUUUUUUCACCGUAUGCAGUCAAUGGCUGGAAAUUAUGGUAUCCUUUAUCACAAUUGGUGUGAUAAAGUUUGUGAUCUGUCCCUGUCAAUUAUUUGUAAUAGUUUGCUGUUGUCUGUGAUUUCUUUUGAGAAUGGUGGUAUAAUGCUGCUUUCAAACAGUGGAAAGUAUUACUCCAACACUUAAUGAAAUUUAAAAUCAUGUGUUGUAUCAUGAACAUAAAAGCAUCCUUGAAUUAGGGCAGGGUAUUGUGAUUUUGGUAAUAACACUGCACAAACAAUAUCCUGUUCACCAGAAUCCUCCAUGAUGAAAGAAAAUGUCGCCCCAGUCUGAUUUAAAGUUUGAUUGAGAUGACAAAUAUUUCUGAGAGGAGCCCUCUGAUGAGAGCUAAAUUGUCUGAACCUGAGAAAGAAAAUUAAAGGUUCUGAUGAAAGCUGUCAUUAGAGAAUUUUAUUGUAGUGUUUUCAUUGACUUCUGGACUCUUUCUAAUUAAUACUUUGCCUUUUAUUUUCUCAAAGACCCGUCUAGUACGUGAACUUGAGAAGAAGUUCAGUGGAAGGCAUGUUGUCAUUGUUGCUCAGGUUUGUAAUGUUUGACUCUUCCUUCUCCAUUUUAUUGUGUGGUUUUUUUUUUUUUACAUCCCUUUGGUAUUCAACAUUUUUAUGACCAUUGAAUUAAGUGACAAUAUUCACUCUGCCUUUGGGAAAUGACUGUUAAUCAUUGGGCAGUUUUCACAACUUGAUUUAUUUGAAAGUUAGGAGGAGGACUCUUCAGUUUCUUUUUGGUACUCCUGUAAUUCUUAUCAAAACACCAGGGUUCAAAAUAACAGCCAGCUGCUAGCAGCAGCUGAAACUUUUAGCACACUUGCCAUGGAUUUUUCAGCAAAGAACUAAAAUUUUAUAAAAAAUAUUAUGCUUAUGAUUGUCCAACUGAAGUAAAGUUGCUGUCAUGUUAUGGUGAACAUUUCAUAUCAGGCAAUAAGGCAGCCAAGAAAUGUUUGAAAAGCUUUUUGGAAAUGUAAACAAGUAUAAAGUUUCGAAAUUUGAAGCAUGCUACUGAGAGUAUUUUUGUUUACAGUAUUCAGAUUUCUAUGUAUUUGUUCAAGCAUGAAACAUGCAAGUUUGUGUACACACCAUCAUAUUACCAUUUUUAUAUUUCUGCACAUACAUACAAUCUUGAAUCAAGAUUUAUUUUCUGCCAAAUCGUGUUUAAUGUCGUUUGUAAAACCUUCUCACACAUUCAAAUUAAAGUCGAUACUUGACAGUAGUGUGACAAUUUGUCGAGACAAAGUUGUAUAUUUCACAUUUGAACAAACACCAAAAAAUUGAGCCAUUCACUUCACUUUGUUGGGAAAGGAAUUGCCACAACAAAACAUGCUGAUCAAAAAAAAGAUUCUGAUGCUGAAAUUUACUAGUGACAGUUGGGGAGAAAAAAUGAGCCUUGGCAAAAGCCUACAAAUUCACGCUGAAAGCUGAAAAAUUAUUUUGAACCCUGGAACACAGCUUGGUUCAGCAGGUUGUUUACAUAUACAUUAUUGACCAAGGCUAAGAUCAAUGUGGCUGGAUAUUGGCCAAUUUUGGUUUUUGUUGUCGUUGUUGUUGUUGCUGUUGUUUGUACAGAAUGAAGUCUAAUAGUUAUUAUAUGAUGUUUCUAAACUAGUACUUGAUUACUGGGUAUCUGCCAAAAAGUUUAAUUUUUGGUGAAAUUUUAUCUCAGUUAAUGAAUACAGAAUUUUCUUAAUCUACACUUUAGCCUGUUUGGAGAGCCAUCCUUAAAAAUUUAUCCUAUUUUUCCUUGCAGAGGAGAAUCCUUCCACGACAAACAAGAAAAUCAAGAAAUCAAAAACAGAAGAGGCCAAGAAGGUAAGGCUACAGUAAUUUCCCACGGUAGUUGCAUUUCACCACUCUUGACUUAACCCUUUAACCCACAGAAGUGAUUGAAAUCUAACUUCUCUUUUAAUAUCUGCACUUCAUCCAGCAAACAAGUUAUGAGAAUACUUAUGCUGAUCAGGAAGACAUUUUCAUUAUAAAACACCAAAUUCUUGUAACUAAUUUAUUAGGAAAUGUGUAGCAGCCAAAGAGGAGAAUGAAUUCGAUCUUGGGAUUAAAGGGUUUAAGAAAGCUUUACUGGCAUGACGCUAAGGAUUAGCUGUUGUUGCUCCAGUCCGAUUGACACCAUGAGAGACAAUAUGUAUGUGAUAGGCUUAAUGGCCAACAUGUGGUAUCAAAAUUUUUAUUUAAUUAGAUUAUACUGGUCACUGAGGAAGUACUUUUAUUUUGUGUUGUCUCUGAGUUCAAGUGUUUUGUUUGUAAACAGUCGAACUUUGACAGCUGUUCACGAUGCCAUCCUUGAAGAACUGGUCUACCCAAGUGAAAUAGUUGGAAAGAGGACAAGAGUGAAACUGGAUGGUUCAAAAUUAAUCAAAGUGUGAGUGCAACUUAGUGUUUUGUAUUUUAGUAUGUUACAGUAUAUGCCCAAAUUUCUAUGGUGAAUUUGCACAUCUUCAAACCAAAAAGUAGCAUAAUCAGAUGGCUUCAUUCUGCCACUACAUUCUUUUUCUCUGAUGCUUGUCAAUUUAAAAGCCUUUGAAAGUCCUUUAUGCAUGCAAAUAAAUAGCAAGCUCCUUUGGAAAAGGUUGGUUGCUCUUGUGUUUCUGUGAUCUUUCUCUCUUCCAAGUACUAUUAGGCCGACCAAAGACUGACAGUCUUCUAAUAAUUCUCCCCUUUUCAGACACCUUGACAAACUGCAGCAAACAAACGUGGAACACAAGGUGAGAGUCAAACUUUGGCUUAGUGGUGCCCAACAUUAUCAUAUACAUACUGGGAGUGUUCCUUGAUUCCUUAGUGAUGAUAGAAGAUGCCGCCCCAAUCUGACAUAAAGUUAUGAUUGAGUUGGCUACAACUAUUUCUGAGGGGAUCUUUUUUUAAAAUUAGAUUAAUCAAGGACUGAAAUGACCAACCUUAACACCAUUAGUAAUUCUCCGUAAUGUCUUCUACACAAUUCUUUUGAUGGUGAUUCAGAGAGUUUUGUAUUGGAUCAACCAAUAAUCUCCAAAUUUUUGUUUUUCCUUACUCCCAUUACUUGUCUGUUUGAUAUUGUGUUCAUAUGGCAAGGAGAAAUUAUGUCUUGGUCACUCAAGGGAAUCAAUGGGUUAGUAAUAGAAGACUGACCAAAUUUCCAGCUUAGAAAUAGUCUUAAAGUUGUGUAUUAUCAGUGAUAUAACAUUUUGGCAUCCUACGUGUGUAAUGAGACAGAAAAGAAGAAAUUCAACAAAGUUUAAUGAUCAUGAUUCCUAUGGGUUCUCAAUUUGUUUUAUCAUCCCUUGCGUUAAUUUAAAAUCUUCUGAUGUGCUCCAAGAGAAAUUGUUUGUUCCCUCAUUGGUUUGUCAGUAGCAAUGGUAAUUGUGAUUUUUAUUGCUUGUCAGGUGGACACUUUUUCCUCAGUGUACAAGAAGCUCACAGGCAAGGAUGUUACAUUUGAGUUCCCAAGCUAUGACUGAAUGCCUGCUUGAACAAUAAUAAAAUCUUAUUGACAACGUGUUCUUUUGUCUUACAUUGUAACUCAACAAGUAAUGUUUAUUUUAAGUAGACUUUGUGUGGUUAUCUCUGCUUACAUGGUAAAGCUCAGGCCUUAAUAGUAAUUCCACUUACUGUUUUCCAUACAACUCUUAUUAUGUUAGUUCAGAGAAUUCAAUAUUGGAU